Molecule: messenger RNA, 10561 nt
Organism: Pocillopora damicornis (cauliflower coral)
Lineage: Eukaryota; Metazoa; Cnidaria; Anthozoa; Scleractinia; Pocilloporidae
Biological process (GO): homophilic cell-cell adhesion; cell-cell junction maintenance
Cellular component (GO): plasma membrane
Molecular function (GO): calcium ion binding
Source: RefSeq, a predicted model, not a curated record
UGCUUGACCGAAAUUCACGUAGCGGAAUGUAUCUUGAAAAAUUAACCACCGAAAGGCUAAAUUUGAAGAACGUUUCUACAUCUAAGAACUACAACUAUGGUUUGAUUAUCGAGCGAGGGGUUACAAGUGCCAUCAUAGACUCUUGGUAUUCGAUUGGUAACCAAUAUGAUGGCCUAAACUUAAAAAGACAAGAGGGGAAAGUGUCUGUGAAACACUGCGUUGUUCAUUCAAACAAGAAAAACGGUCUUUUGUUCACUGAUGGCGCCAAUGCUCGAUUGCAAUCAGUUCAGCUCAAAAACUGUCACGUUUCGGAGAACGGUGAAUACGGUUUCUGGUUUGAUAUUAACACAGCAUUUUCUAAUUACCAAGACAACUAUACUAUAACUGUGUCAAACUCCAUAAUUUCCAAUAAUACUCUGGGUGGUUGCAGGUUAAGUCCAAUGUCUUGCUACUGGAAAGUAUUUUCGCUUCACAGACGCGUUGAACUUGUAUUUGACGGCAAUGUAGUGAGAGAAAAUCAGAAAUUCGGUUUACUCGUAGAUGGUCCAGAAUGGUACGAGGCAAAAGCAGUGUUGGCAAAUAAUACAUUUGAAGAAAACAUUGGGUUUGCCAUAAAGAUUGCGUACAAGAAUUUUUCCUAUUCGGUUUGCAAGGUCUUUAACAGCUUUCCGGUGCGAGUACAAAUUCUGGCGAACAUUUUUAGAAAGAACAAAGGAGAGUAUACUUGUCUUAUAGAUUACAAUACUCUACCGACAAAACGGCAAGUUAUCAUUAACAACAACUGGUUUUUGGAGAAUCAAGAAAUCAAAUCGUUUUCCAGCAGUGGCAUUCGUACUGAAACUCAAGCUGUUAUAGCUGUAACAGAAGGAAAUAUAACUGUCGAGCAUAAUUCAUUUGACAAUCCUUUGUUUCCCCAUGAUUUUGCCAUCUUUUUCAAAGAUAAGGAUCGUGUAAUUCUAGCCAGAGAAAACUGGUGGGGCACAAGAGAUGAAUGCAAGGUAAAAGAAAGAAUUUUUGACUUCGAGGAUCGAGUGGAGCUUCCAAGGAUUCAAUACUAUCCCUUCCUGCUAUCUCGCAACUCUACCGGUGCUUACGUGCAUAGUGGCUUAAGACCAUCUUGUUUCGUUCGUGGCAAUAAGAUUGCUGGAAUAUUAGAUGAAACAGUCAGUAUAAAAAACGAUUUUUCCCCCUAUCAAGUUAUCGGAGAUGUCAUUGUACAGCCGAGAGGCGUGCUCACCAUUGAACACGGAGUAACCAUUGAGUUUCCAUUGAAAGGACUUUUCCUCGUUCACGGCCAGAUUAUUAUAAGGGGUAGCAGCAAAGAAAGGGUUAAAUUUAUCCCAAAGACUCCUUCAGCUGAGAAAUUGAGACUUGUCGAAGGGCCUAGUCCAUGGGAAGGAAAAGUUGAAAUAUGGUUUAAUAACACAUGGUUACCAGUUUGUAUGCGUAGCUAUCAAUAUGAGUACAAAAUAGCGUGCAGGCAAUUGGGAUACGAAUGGAUGAAAUCUUACCAUAAUAACACAAAUGGAAAAGAUAACAUGUUUCUUCAUAAUUUUCGAUGUGAUGCAGAUCAAAGUGACAACAUCACAGAUUGCAACAAGAAAAACUGGACUUCGUCAUCAUCAUGCACGGCAAAUGUUCUGUAUGUCAGCUGCAAAACUCCUUACUGGGCUGGAAUACAUCUCGCAGUAACGUCCAAGAAAAGCUUCCUCAGCAAUGUUGACAUACAAUAUGCCGGGUUUGCCUACAGAGAGGACCUUAAAAUCCCUGGUAUUGCUUUUAGAAUCGAUCUUAGUCGUCACAACAUCAGUGGGGUGUCUGUAAGAAAUUCUGCCGGCAUUGGUGUUCAAAUGAUGUAUACAGAUCCAUUUAAAACUUCACAUGAUAUAAUGAAUUCGACAGUAACGAAGACUGAACUGGAUGGAAUUCGUUUGGAAACUUCAUUUGUGAACCUCAUGAGAGUUAAUGUCAUAAACACAAAGGGAUACGGAUUCUUAUAUCAUUUCAACUGGAAUUCCCUCAAUAAACACGUUCUCACAAUAGCUGACGAAACUGUAAAGAAAAUUUUUCAAAUGUGCUCUGAAAAUGAGACUUUUAUUGAUGACUCCAGCGUAGUUUAUUACCUAGUUCUGACGGCAAGGAGCAGUGUAGCUUGCCAGAGGAUCAUUACAGUUUCACAGAAAUACACAAUUGGUUUGCAGUUAAUCCAUCAUGACGUAAACUCAAGUGCGCCUUUCCACAUCUAUAGCACACGAAAUAAGACAUCGAGCAAACUCUGGGAUAUAGAGUCCAUAAGGUGGUCAAACCGUCCCAUUUGGGUGACUCACAACAGCUCAAUCCUUCUGGAAAAUUCUUACCAUCAAAACGAUUACGUCAGCUCGAUUCAUCUUCUUCUGUUUCUCAUCAAAGUUACGCAUGGUGAACAAACGACAUUGAAAUCAGCAAACCUAAUCAUCACUGAGAGUAUUUUCAGCCACAGCGCUCCUGGUGGCAUCUAUUUUGGAGGCGAAGACUCAGGAAACAUUCACAUCGAAAAUUCAGCGGUUCGAUAUUCACCAGGAAUCGGCCUAGAAACCGCAUUCUCGCGUUUUAACAGUCUAACCGUAUUUAAUUGUGAAUUCAUGACACAUCAGAUUGGAAUCAAACUCGGGGGUAUUCAAGAAUGGUGGGUUAUUCCAAAACCAGGGUUUCCAGGCAACGUCAAUAUUGAAAACAGUAAGGUUUCAAACUCAACGCAGAAUGCUAUACAUGUGGAUUCGGGUAUUCUGAAUUCGUUUCAUAUCAAAAACAGCAGUAUCACCCACAACGACGGUUGUGGACUUUACCUGGGUGGCCACUACACAAAAAUGAAACUUUUUGCGGCUGAAACCCGUUUUGCAUGGAACCUGGGUAGGUCUGUGUGCUCACGAAAUCGUGAAUGUUACUAUCCUUGUAUUUCACGAACUGUAUUCAAGAAAUGCUCGUUCCUGAACAACCUUGGUCCUGUAGUAAAUAUUGACGGAUCUCCAUGGGAAUUCGAAAGUAACGUUUUCGUUAAUAACACCAAAGCUCCUGUCAUUGUGACCUCACAAAUACGAUAUUAUGUCCACACACGCGAAGUCACUGUGAGAAAAAAUUACUUCUUAUUUAAUCUUUGUGAGGAGAAGGGCGUGAUAUAUAUUACAGGAUACUCAAAGAAAAUGUGGAUUGAGGGAAACGUCUUUAGAGAAAACAAUGGACGGUCCGUUUUCAUAGGGGAAAUGUUUACCUCGAAUGCUACUAUAAGAAGGAACGUCUUUAAAUAUAAUCGGUGCUCGAACUCUGGAGUUAUUGAGGUGAGAAGAAUGGAGACAGACAUCGAGAUUUUUGGCAAUGUUUUUCAGUUUAAUCAGGGACUGUUUAUAGUUCGUCUUUAUUUUGAAUAUGCCAUUCGAAAAAGAUUGUUGCCAGUACAAAACAAGGUAAAUUUCUCUAGAAACUCGCUUUCUAACAACUCGGAGGUGUCAUCUCGAUCACCACCUUGUGAAGUAAGCAUAUCAGGACUUACGGAUCAUAAAGCUAUUUCCAUAAACUACAAUAUCUUCAACAGCAAACUCUUCUCAAAAGAACUUUGUGUGAAUACACAUGCAUCUUCACACAAAAGUAUGCUGGCAGUGCCGCUAAACUUUUGGGGUCAUGAAGAUGAGGUCAAAAUCAAGCAGAGAAUAUUGGACGCUGAAGACAAUUACGAACACACCUUAGCCGGUUUUCUUCCAUUCCUUAACAGUGCAGGGAACGUGGUGCAAAAUUCGAGCACCAGCGGCACACUGGAUGUACCUGCCGUAAAGUACUUGGGAGGACGUAUCUCAUAUAGCGUUCAACUGAAGAAAAACCGGAGCCCUUUCAUAGUGGUGUCAGAUAUCACUGUUUUGCCAAAUAGUUCACUUAUAGUUGACCCAGGCGUUGAAUUACAGUUUAAGCCGGGUGUUGGUAUGUUGGUUCUGGGUUCGCUCUUUGUGCGCGGAGCAAAGGAUAAACCAGUAAUAUUUUCUGGAUGGAAAGAGAACCAAACUGAAAAGUCAUUACCGGUACGUUUAGUUGGCGGUAAGUUUCCCUGGCAAGGUCGGGCAGAGAUACUUCACCAAGGAAAUUGGACCUCAGUUUGCUUGAACAAGACAGCAUCAUUUGGAGCGAACAACGCAAAAGUGAUCUGUGAACAUCUAGGCUAUCAAACAUCAUCGUCUAUGAGUUUUUCCCAUGAAAACUGUACCAGCGUUUGGACAUCAUGUGCAGUUUUAAAUUGUAAUGGUAGUGAAGCAGAUGUCAAAGAAUGUUCUUUAUCUUUUCAUGAUCUCACUUGCAACUCUUCCAAUCAUGUUCUUUUGAACUGCAGUGAGGGAAAGCCCUGGGGAAACAUAAGAUUUGUCCGCGAAGUUAACAGCCCGUUGCAUCAUCCUACAUCAUAUUUACAACACCUUAAGAUUGAGCAUUGCGGUGAAAUACAUGGUCAGCGCGUUGCUGCCAUUGAAAUGAUUCAGUACGUUCCUGAUCUAAGUUUUUUGACUGUUCUCAAUUGCACAGCAGGUUGUAUCAAAGUAUGGUUUCCAGAAAAGGAGGUUCUCAUAACGAACAGUUCUUUCGUGAAUUGCGGGGGCAGUGGAACUGAAAUAAUCAACACUGAACAAAACGUUACUAUUGAGAGCGUUAAAUCGGUAAAGAAUACUUAUGGAUUGCGUUUCACAAUACCAAACGGGGAUUGGAUGCAUGGUCUAUCGUACGGACAAGUUUAUGUGUGUGGUUCGGAAAAACUAGUCAACAUAAAGGAUCGCGCAGUAUUCCUAUACUUUAGAAAACAAAUUGGGACUUAUUCAAAUCCAAGUGUAUCUUGCUCCGUUUCUGUUUAUUCACAAGGAUAUUAUGGAUAUCAUGUUCAGAUGCUAGUGAUGAAAAAUGUGCGACAUGUGUCGAUUUCUAACAUUAGACAUGAAGUGUUAAAGUUUUCCCCUAAAGAUUUAGGUCCAUUGUCAAGACGAGUGAUUCCGUGGAAUCAUAUUCGAGUUGACCUUGAAGGCUGGUUCCAAAGUGAGAUGAUUUUACGAGUGGAACCAUUUGAAAGAAAGGAUAUUCCUUGCACAUUUGAAAGAGGUCUGUGUGGAUGGAGAAAUUAUCCCAGGCCACUCUAUAGAGGCGUUGCCCUUACUCAAAAAUGGAGGUUGGCUGGCAUCCCGUGGUACUACGGAUCAGUUGCUGACCACACCUUUUUAUGGGAGAGUGGAACUUGCAUGAUGCUUGGAGCCUCUUACUGGAGAGAGGGUUAUGGAGCCUCCAUUAGUCCACCAAUUUCCAACGACAGCAACUACUGUUACCUAGUGUUCUAUUACCAACUCUGGAGAAAAGGAAGAGCGAACCUAACCAUCUCAAUUGAAGAAUCGAAUGAAAAUAAGUGGACAAUAUUAUGGUCUUCCAACGACACCGUGGACUACUGGAAAAAAGAAGUUAUUACGCUUCCCCAGACGUCAUUUAACUACUCUAUCGUCUUCUUUGGGUUUUUCCAGUCCCAUGGCCAUGUUGCCAUAGAUGACAUGGACUUAAUUCAAUGCGGUCUUUCACCUGAAGUCAUGCAUCGAGUGUCUGAGAGUGUUUUCAAUAGCAAUGAUGAACAAGGAAUAAGUUACGUGUCAAACCGGAGUAAAAGCCAUAUUCUCAAAAUAGAGCGUUGUCAGAUUACAAACAAUGGUCUGAGUCUAGUCUUCAACGGAAAGCCAUCUGGAGCCAUUCAUCUUAGUGCUAUAAAUCAGGUGUUUAAAAUAGUCAAUAACUACUUGGCAGAGAACAAAAAUGGAGCUAUUUUUUCCAGCGUCCUCCAUGAAGAUCCACCUACCGAGCCAAAACUAAUUAGCCAAAUUCAUGCAAACACAUUAGAGUCAAAUAAUGGAGGGACAUUAAUUCUGGAAGGAAAUUCCGAGCCCUUUUUGAACGUUAACGUUACUGAUAACUAUUUUUCUCUCAACUUGGCUCAAGAUUGGAAUGGCAAAGCAAACAGUGUUUGCAACAUAACAAGGUUAUUGGCGAUUGUUCGCGGAAAUUUCUUCUACAAGAACAUCGGUCACUAUGUUUUCUUGUAUGAUUUCCCUAAAAAAGAUGUGACAGGUCUUCAAUUUGUGAAUAACACGUUGUAUAAGAAUAGUGCAUCGGGGCUCAAUGUCAAGUAUGGGGCAACAAUACUUUGCAAUGGUGGAGCAGAAAUCCAUGGAAACGUUUUACAGAAUCCUGGAAACCGCUAUCAGAUAAGCACAACAAUGCGAGGGAGUCCAUUAAUUGCUAACGCCACACUCAAUUGGUGGGGAGAGAGCAAGCCAGAUUUCAUCGCCUUCCUCAUUUUGGAUAAUAAGAAAGACUACCGUCUCUCGUUAACAGUGGUGUUUCAGCCAUUUAUCGAGUUGUUGCCUCGUAGAGUUAUUUCUGAGUCAUGCCCACCUGAGUGGAUUAAAGAAGAUGAGAUGUGUUUCCUGUAUAAGGGAGGCUCUUUCACUUUUCAUGAAGCCGAGAAGUAUUGUUGGAACUAUGGAGGAAAUCUCAUAACUAUGUUAUCGGCCGAAGAUAAACGACUCGUCCAAAGUUUAAGGCAAAAGGAAUCCUUGGUUCGUCCUGAUGUUUUGCCUUCUUUGUGGAUUAUGAGCAGGCGUUUCGUGAGAGAGCUUGGAAGCAGUUCUGCUCAGGACAACGGAAUGUGUUCUGUUGUUGAUAGCUAUGGGAAUAUUACAGAGUCUCAUUGUAACCAGCUUAAUCCAUUCGUUUGCGUGAGGAGACCAGUGGUUCACUGUCCAAACAGUUGUUUUCAUAAUGGCGACUGCAUAGGUGCCACCUGUUUCUGUUACCCCGGAUGGACCGGAGAAGACUGUUCCAAGUUUCAUUGCCAUGACUUACAUAACUGUUCUGGUAACGGUGAAUGCAUGGGUCCUAAUGUCUGCAGAUGUUACCCAGGUUAUUUGGGUCUUGGAUGCACUUACUCCUUCUGUGGAAAGUACGAAAGCUGUGCUGAUUGCGUGACAGACCCAUCAUGUGGAUGGUGUGACAGUUCGCGGUCCUGCCUUGGAGGAGUUGCUGAAGGACCUCCGAAGAUAGAAUGUCCCGAUUGGUUCUAUUACCACUGUUAUACGGUGGAAGACGGGGAAUGUUCACGGGAUAUAAUGACAGUAAAAUGUAAAGGAAAGCAGUGCAACUACGAAGACAGUGGAACAAGUAUUGAGUCAUGUCAGAAGUGCCAAGACCUGGAAAAAUGCCACAAACUCACAGAAGGAGGCCAAUGUAGGGCUUGGAAUGAGACCCGCUGUCCCGGUGGGAAAGUGAAAGUAGAUUAUACAGAUCCCGAAAGAAGAAACAACGUGGAACUGGCUGAUAAUUUGAAACUCGUGGAGCCCAAUGAUACUAUCAUUUAUGCAUGUCCAGUGAUUAUGGCGAAACAAGAUGAAUUGUCGCUAAUUUUAGUUGCACCAAAUGUUCUGGACAUCCAAGCAGGCGACAUAGUUUCCAGUCCACAAGCAGGAGGCAUUCUGCACAAGAUUGUGAACGAAGUCAAUGAUGGCCCUUUCAAAUUGAUGUUGAGUGCUCCAGCUGGAUUGGAAGAAGUCAUCAAGUAUGCGGACUUCAAGAGUGAGAUGUCUUUAGAACAGUUAGACGAUGAGUCAACUUUAGAGGAUGAGCCAGAUAGAGAGGACCUGGAUGAUCUUAUAUCAGGCAACAUCACUUCCAACCAGAGCCAGAUAGUUAUCCUUUCAACUGGAAUUUACAGGUGCCUUGGACACACCUAUGACAUUGGAGGCACCUUCAUCUACUCUUAUUACCUGGUGAUAGAGAAAAGCAAUACCAUUCCAACGACAGGUGAUAUAGUUGUGUCCAACGCUAGUGACGGUUUCAUCGAGAGUAUUAUUGCAGUUCAUAAAACAGACGAUACGGAUUACUUGGAAACCAAACUUCACAGAUGCGACGGGAAAACUCACUUGGAUGGCGCGAGACUGCGAGCAAGUAAACAAAGAUUUUCUGGGUCAGUACGUUGUAGCGGAGGAGAUAAUAAUCCAGGACUCGUGUUUACAGAAUCGCAAAAACGAGGCGGGCUUUUCUCCUCUGGUGAUUUGAUAAUUGGGAGAUCAAGUACAGGCUUUAUCGCAAAGGUUAUAAACACACAUUCAAGCGGAAAUCUUCUUCUUUUGGAAGUAGUCACAGCAAAACUGGAUGAAAAUGGAACCGUUAUAACGGAAGUGGAUACAAAUUUUCUAAAAAACCACCACAGACGAACUAAGCGCUCAGCAAAAAACGUUAACCUGGCAAAUUUUCAACCGGAAAAGAUAGAUCAUAAGCUUCUGUCCUUUGGAGGGGCGACACUUAAAAUUUCCUUGUCUAUGAAUCUACGUGUGAGCAUGUUUGUCUCAAUCGAGAAGAAAUUUUUUGGACUGGGAUUGAAGGAUGCAUCUGUUGGUCUAGAUUUGGAGGGGAAUCUGAAAUUUUCUUUGCAGUUUAGUCUAAAUGGGGAGCUGAGAUAUUCUGGAGAUCUUCUCGCGUUAAAGGAAAAACAGCUGGGUCGUUCCAUGUACCUACGGUUUGGACUGAUAAAAAUCCCUGUUGGAAUUUUCUUGGCACUGACGGGGCAGGCGUCUGCCGGAAUUUCCGGAACAAUUACCCGUUCACUAUCCACCAACGGGGUCAUAUCACUUGGUGGAGAAUGCAGUUGGAGCGAAGGAAGUUGUUCCAGAACUGAUGAUACAAUCAGUCUAACAUCAGACUGGAAUAGCCCAACACCAGAGUUGGAGAUUGGAGCGAAUGUGGACAUCACUGUGACACCCACAGUCUCCGUAAAAGUGCCAGCAUUACCCAAAAGGCUCUCCAAGCCCUCUAAGUCAAAACUUCUUAAUGUGCUGGCAAAGCUCGUGAAAGCUGUAGCUGAUUUAAUUCCGGACAUUUCUUUGUCGCUAUUUGUGAGUACACCUCUAAAAGCAGGAAUUUCGCUGAAUUACCCCUCAAGCAUAUGCCAAGGUCAAACACCAGCGGAGCUAAAUAGCAACUACGGUAUUUCCGACCUGAUAUUUGGCGUUUCUGUUAACUUUAUUGGAAAGAAAUUGGCGCUGUCAUUUAAUACGGGCUUUAGUCUAAUGUCUACGUCUGGAUGCAGGGAAUGUAUCUGCCCGAUCCCAGCCGAUCAGUACUGUGUGGGACCAACUUCAAGCCCACCGAAGCAGGGAGUUUGUAACGCACCAGAACCUCCUCCCCCUAAAAAGAAACUAAAGAAAAAGGAACGAAACAGCAAAACACCAGGACCUCCAUGUGGAAAUGGGCCAGUCUGCGUUGGAAGGCGAAUGGGACCAGAAUGCAACCAGCCUGAUAUGUCGCCGUUUCGGGACUGUUCAGGUAACGGAGAACCUAUUUUGACCGGAGGUUGUGGAGCACGAUGUAGCUGUUUCGGGGGAUGGCGGGGGGAAUAUUGUCAAAGAAUAGUUGCAAAUGGCGGAGGUGAUCCACACCUGAAAACAUUAGAUGGUGUAGACUUCGACUUUUUUGGCAUUGGAGAGUUCUGGGGUUGUAAAAGUGUUAAAAACGAUUUUGGUUUCCAAUUUCGUUUUUAUUACUACGAGCGAGCCUCGUUAAUUGGCGGAAUUGCGCUUAAAGCUGGGAGAACCGUUGUAACGAUUAUGGCGAUCAAAACUGAAAACGUUCAAGACCUGCCCAUUACCAGAAUCGAUGGAGUGAAAAUGAAUGCCACCAGUAAUUUUUCAGAACCAAUUGAAAUAAGCAAUGGUACAGUGUUAUUGGAUCAUCAAAGACGUUUUUCGUUUGAGGCUGAGGAGAACAGCGUCGUUUUGAUUUCACUUCAGUAUGAUGCAGGUGUAACAGUAACCAUCGACGUCCGUCAUAGUCGGGUGAUGAAGAGACAGUAUUUGAAUAUUCUUUAUUCGCCAACGGCUGCUUACAAAGGUCACACUGAGGGACUGUGUGGCUUCAUGGACAACAAUGCAACCAACGACUUUACAGGGCCCGACGGAACUUUUUACGAUAACGCUGUUAAAUUUGCCGAAUCAUGGAGGAUCACGGGUUGUCACGAUGGCUCGGGCACACGGGACUCUUGGUCAUGGAACUCAUCAAACUUUUAUCACGAUGACAUAAUGGACAUAACGUAUACAGAUCCGUCAUACAUUCCUAAGUAUUCACUGGACGGAAUUUCCCAGCCGCUAAUACAGGUCACGAAUUAAUUGUACAUAUAAAUCAUGGGAUUGGUUUUUAACAGCCAGAUUUGAGUACUUAUAGAAUAGUACUUACACAUUGCUUGCAAUUGGACAGUGUAACUGGGUAGUUUAUGCCUCAAUACUGAGUGGACGGACAGAACGCGUCAAUGGCUCAUUUCUCACCCGUAUCACGGCAGAUAAAGGACUACACACGGUUCUUUUGUCAUUGCCAAAAAGGGGAAACUCGAUCGCUGCAAAAAUAAAAAAAUUAGCCUAGUUCUUUGACCAGCCCUGUCGGGCCUGCCAUCGUUGUUGCUAAGCAGGCAUAUUAAAAGAAAAAAAGCAAAAAAACAAAACCACAGAACAAAACUAAAAAAGAAAGAAAGAAA